AGCUUCGUUCCCUGUCAUUGUUAUUUGUUUAGGCCCGCUCCCGGAGCUAAAAAUAUACACACCUCGCACCGAGACACAAUCAAAGAUCCCUACUUCCCAGAUUCCCAGCUUCCAGAAUCUAGACGAUGGCUGAAGGCUUCAAGAAGUACUUCAAUGGGACCACCAUCAAUGGACGCGCCAAUGUGGCCAAGGCCACAUACGCCACGUUGGCCCUGCUGUUCAUCAUCUACCGGAUGCGCCGCGGAUCGGGCAAGUCGUCCGGCGAACUGGCCAGUGGCAAGUGCAGCUGCGAAUCGGACCACCAGUCGGCACUCGACGGCGACAUUGGCGUCUAUGGCGUGGAUCCCGACUGCUCCGUUUGCCGGGAGAAGGCGGAGCGGGCGAUGAGCGAGUACGAUCGGGAGCAGCAGCGUCGGGCGGCGGAGGAAGAUGAGAACGGUUGCCGCGACGAUCCGCCGCCGCCACCACCGCCAUCAUCCUCUGGAGGAGGAGGAGGAGGGGCCGGCGCAGCUCCGCGACGCAAGUGUCCCUGCGAGGAGACGCAACGCCGUGCGGAGGGAGCCGUCAAGCAGAGCAGCAACAAAGUGCGCGGGCAGCAGAUCCAGCCGCCGUACCAAUACCACCAGUACCUGCAGCCGGAGGGCGAGCCAGUGCGUCCGGUCAGCGAAGUGAUGACCCAAGUCCACGGUGCCAUCUACCGGGUGCUGCGCGGCGUCUAUGGCAUUGUCAUGGGCAAUGCGGCGGUGAACACGAGUGGCGGUGGCGGUGGCGGAACCGCUGGCGAUGCCCAGACCGCCGGCGUCUCGGCGGACGAGCUGGAGGAGGAGGACGAGCGGGACGACGGCCAGGAGUACGAGAACGGGGACGAGACGCCCCUGAAGCGGCGCACUGCCCCCCGAUCCUGUGUGCCCACCAACAGUGGUCAGGAAACCUCGGCGGGAGAAACGGAGGAGGCCGCCGAUGCAGAUGACCAGCCGAAGGAGUCCGCCGAGUACAGCGCCUUCAGCGAUGGCUUCGCCUCUGGCUUGUACUUCACCAGCGACGAGAAGUGAGUGGCGAGCCACUGGGACGGGACUCCAUCGGUUGCCACUGGUCUCCGAGGCAGACCUCUCGGGAUUUUCCAAAUUCUCAGUACGAAAUACAUACUGAAGAUUGAACUACUUUCGUUCAAAAAAAUUUUAAUCUUUCGUGUUUAUAGAAAUUCUCAAAAAAAAAACAAAUGGGAUUUUCUAAAUUCUCAGUAAAAAAAUAAACACUGAAGAAAUA
Messenger RNA from Drosophila ficusphila, 1266 nucleotides. RefSeq lists its product as uncharacterized. The coding region runs from base 126 to 1052 and encodes 308 amino acids. The transcript has 2 exons. NCBI's taxonomy places the organism in Eukaryota, Metazoa, Arthropoda, Insecta, Diptera, Drosophilidae. The record is from RefSeq and is a predicted model, not a curated record.